Armigeres subalbatus is the source of this 2835-nucleotide messenger RNA. RefSeq lists its product as uncharacterized. Bases 1 to 2835 code for a protein of 944 amino acids. The transcript has a single exon. Gene Ontology annotation, biological process: DNA integration. Gene Ontology annotation, molecular function: nucleic acid binding. The record is from RefSeq and is a predicted model, not a curated record. Lineage: Eukaryota; Metazoa; Arthropoda; Insecta; Diptera; Culicidae.
AUGCAUUCGCAACGUUUCCUGUUUCGUUUUGACCCCAGUCGACCUCCGGAUACCUACCUGAUGACGGUCGCUACCUUUGGAGCAACAUGCUCUCCAUGUUCCGCGCAGUACGUGAUGCACCGUAACGCCGACGAGUUUGCUGAGAAAUUUCCGGUAGCAGCAGAAGCUAUAAAGCAGAAAACCUACAUGGACGAUUACUUCGACAGCGCGGAUACGGCUCAAGAAGCAGCUGAACGAGCUCAACAAGUGAAGUUCAUCCAUUCGCAAGCUGGAUUCAACAUGCGCAACUGGGUCAGCAAUAGUGUUGAAGUGCUGCACAGUCUGGGAGAAACCCCCAAACAAUCACUGCGGCCGCUGUCUAGCGAUCAAAGCGAGGAUCGAGAACGCGUCCUUGGUAUGCUCUGGGAUCCGAUCAACGACUGCUUCCUGUUCUCCGACAACUGGCAGGAAGAAUUGACUCCGUACGUAUGUGAAAACCGUCGGCCAACCAAACGAAUAGCACUGCGCUGUAUUAUGAGUCUCUUUGACCCAUUGGGGCUACUGGCACCACUCCUCAUACACGGACGAAUACUGAUUCAGGACAUGUGGCGUUCAGGAAUGGCGUGGGAUGAAGACAUACCGGAUGAAGUAUUUAGAAAAUGGCAGCAAUGGACUGGGCUGCUCCCAAUGGCAUACCAACUGAAGAUCCCGAGGUGCUACUUCGGAGACGCAGACCCGUGCUCAUAUCGAACUCUGCAGCUACACGUGUUCACAGAUGCGAGCGAAAAUGGAUUUGGAUGUGCUGCUUACUUCAGAAUAGUCGAGAAAGGACAAAUUCGGUGUUCGUUGGUCAUGGCCAAGAGCAAGGUAGCGCCUCUGAAAUACCAAUCUAUUCCACGAUUGGAACUACAGGGGGCACUCAUAGGCGCGCGGUUGAUGAAUAGUGUUUGCGAAAGCCAUACGCUGAAGAUCGACCAGAAGUUCUUGUGGACUGAUUCCAGCACCGUUCUUGCCUGGAUACGUUCCGAACACCGGAGAUACAAACAAUACGUUGCACACAGAGUUGGAGAGAUACUGACGCUGUCGGAACCGGAAAACUGGCGAUGGGUACCAUCGAAAGAGAACGUAGCAGACUGCUUGACCAAGUGGACUAAAGACACAGAACCGAGCUCUAGCGGCAGAUGGUUGAAUGGCCCUUCGUUCCUGUAUCACCUGGAAAGAGAAUGGCCGGAACAGCGACAUCCAGCAGAAACCAACGAAGAACUCAGAAGUCACGUGCUGUUGCACCGUGUUGCUAUACCCAAGAAUCUUGUGGACGCUGGCCGAAUCUCGAAAUGGAAUGUAUUAGUGCGAACGAUUGCAUUCGUCCAUCGCUUCAUCUCUAACUGUAAACGUCACCUGCAGGGUUAUCCGAUAGAAACAAUUAGGGCAACGGCUGCCCAGGAGAAACUGCUCAUCAAGCCGAUACCUGCGAAGUUGAUACCGCUAUGCCAACAGGAGUAUGUGAAGGCGGAAAUGUUCUUGUGGCGCGCUGCUCAAAGUGAGUCCUAUCCCGACGAAAUGCGAGUGUUGCUGAACAAUUGGAACAAACCAACGGAAGAGCUCCUCAACGUAGAAAAAUCAAGCUCUCUGUACAAGUUAACACCCUUUGUGGACGAACACGGCGUUAUCCGAAUGGAAGGCAGAACAGCGAACGCCGCUUACGCAGCUUUCGACACCCGUUUCCCCAUCAUCCUACCAAAAGAUCAUCCGAUAACGCAACGUCUAAUCGAACAUUACCAUGGACAGUUCGGACACGCUAACAAGGAGACCGUAGUGAACGAGUUACGACAACGUUAUUACAUCCCCUGCUUAUGUACUACUGUGGACAGAAUUUCGAGAAACUGCCAGAGAUGUAAAGUAGCCAAGUGCAGGCCGCAGACUCCGCGCAUGGCACCACUUCCCAAGCAACGACUGACGCCGUACGUGAAGCCGUUUAGUUACGUCGGAAUAGACUAUCUGGGUCCUCUGGAAGUCACUGUGGGACGGCGUAGAGAGAAGCGGUAUAUCGUCGUAUUCACCUGCCUGGUUGUGCGGGCUAUUCAUCUGGAACUGGCGUAUAGUUUGACGACCGACUCGUGCAUCAUGGCAAUCCGAAGAUUCACCUGCAAAUGGGGCUCUCCAGUGGAGAUCUUCACUGACAACGGCACCAAUUUCGUGGGCGCCAACCGAAAAUUGAAGGAGCAGAUCAAGAUGAUUAACGACAAGUGUGGCGAAACCUUCACGGACGCGCGGACAAAAUGGUCCUUCAACCCCCCCGCUGCGCCUCACAUGGGGGGCGUAUGGGAGAGAAUGGUUCGUAGCGUGAAAGAGACGAUGCAAGCGUUGGAGGAUGGGCACAAACUCAACGAUGAAAUCCUACUCACAGUGCUUGCGGAAACCGUCGACAUCAUUAAUGCUCGACCGCUCACCUACAUGCCGCAGGGACCGAACGAGUGUGAGGCACUCACGCCGAACCACCUUCUUUUUGGAGAAUCUGCUAGGACACACGAGGAGAUGAGAGAGCCAGUAGACUUAGCUGAAGCGUUGAGAAGCAGCUAUAAGCGUUCGCAGUUCCUGUCCCGUAUAGCAUGGGAGCGAUGGCUAAAAGAAUAUUUCCCAACAGUGAACAAGAGAUCGAAGUGGUUCGAAGAAGCGAAACAUAUGAAGGUAGGAGAUCUAGUAUAUGUGGCAGAAGGCAACCGACGAUCAUGGGUACGCGGCAGAGUAGAAGAAGUGAUGGAAGGAGGAGACGGUCGAGUACGACAAGCCGUCGUACGAACAGCCCGGUCGACUGAAGAGACCAGUAGUGAAGCUGGCGGUUAUGGAAGUGACUAG